Molecule: messenger RNA, 1470 nt
Organism: Histoplasma mississippiense
Lineage: Eukaryota; Fungi; Ascomycota; Eurotiomycetes; Onygenales; Ajellomycetaceae
Exons: 9
Coding region: 1-1470 (489 amino acids)
Biological process (GO): riboflavin biosynthetic process
Molecular function (GO): GTP cyclohydrolase II activity
Source: RefSeq, a predicted model, not a curated record
AUGGCAGCUCCGCAUUCCAGCUCGGACAACGAUUUGACGGGAAUCCUGGUGGCACUUGAAAGGAUACAGAUUGACCACUCUCACUUGUCCAGCUCCAUCGAGGAUAUAAAAGCGAAAGUUGAGUUACUAGCAUCUCAUGGCGAUGUUCCUGAGCACGACACAAGGGAUGAAGCCCGAGAGCUGGGGUCUGAGGUAACUCCAGUGUCUACACACAUCCCGCGUAGGACUUCUGGUGCCUCUCGGAUUAUCCUUACCACAUACCCUGGCCAAUCUGGAAUAAACCCGAUAGCUGUGGACUGGGGAAACGCAGAUCCAAUCAAACGAGGACCCGUUGUAGUGAGCAGGCAUCCCGACACAGUCAAGAGAAGAAAUGCAAUCGGGGCUCAUGGUGGUUCCUAUUCCAUCUACUACGCGCUCGCGGUCGCUAGCAAAGAUCUCAACGCCGAUCACCGCCCCGAUUUCACGAAUACGGAGCCCCCCGUCAACAUUGGGCCUUUCCCGCAGUGGGCUGAUCCGAAAAAGAUAGUUUCGAUGGAUCCAUGGGGACAUCGUGCUCCAUUUGAUUUUGCUGAUAUGAUCAACAAGGGAGGCGUGGAUAUUCGACCGACUAUUGCCAUCACAAAAGCGCAUAUGAAGCUUCCCGAAUUGAAGCAGAGUGUUGAAACGGGCAGGUUGAAGGUGGACGGGAAGAUAUGCUUGAAUGAGUCAGGAGAGUUGGCGGUGACGAAAGUUGCUGUUGAACCAGUCUGGUAUCUACCAGGUGUAGCCCAAAGAUUUGGCAUAGACGAAGGAACUCUGCGCAGAUCGCUUUUCGAAAACACAGGUGGCUCAUUCCCAGAGCUGAUCACCAGAGGCGAUAUUAAGUUGUUCCUUCCACCCAUUGGAGGCUUGACAGUGUACUGUUUUGGCGACCCUGCCAAGAUGUCUGACCGAAAUGUGAAACUCGCUCUUCGCGUUCAUGACGAAUGCAACGGCAGUGAUGUUUUUGGAUCUGAUAUCUGUACCUGCCGCCCCUACCUGAUUUUUGGGAUAGAAGAAGCAGUCAAGGAGGCCCAGCUUGGAGGAAGUGGCGUUGUCAUUUACUUUCGAAAGGAAGGCCGUGCUCUUGGAGAAGUCACAAAAUACCUGGUCUACAAUGCCCGUGCCAGUGAGUAUUUUAAGAGAACCGAAAAUAUCGCCGGUGUCAAGGAUAUGCGAUUCCAGGCUCUUAUGCCCGAUAUUUUACACUGGUUGGGUAUUACCAAAAUCGAUCGAAUGUUGAGCAUGUCGAACAUGAAACAUGAUGCUAUCGUUGAACAAGGCAUACCGAUCCAUGAACGAGUCCCGAUACCGGAUGAUUUGAUCCCUGAAGACAGCCGGGUAGAAAUCGAUGCCAAAAUCCACGCUGGUUACUUCACUACCGGCAAGAUCUUGACUAUGGAUGAGCUUUCCCAAGUGCAAGGGCGGGCGUGGGAAGAUGUGGAUCACUGA